Pseudocercospora fijiensis CIRAD86 is the source of this 2178-nucleotide messenger RNA. RefSeq lists its product as uncharacterized. The record is from RefSeq and is a predicted model, not a curated record. The transcript is spliced from 5 exons. Lineage: Eukaryota; Fungi; Ascomycota; Dothideomycetes; Mycosphaerellales; Mycosphaerellaceae. The coding region runs from base 1 to 2178 and encodes 725 amino acids.
AUGCCCAGAAAGUAUACAUCGUCCUCAUCUUCCUCAAUACCACCAGCACCAGCAUCAGCCGCGUCUGAAAGCAGCAGCGUCAGUCGAAUGACCAGCGCGACAUCACGCAGCAAUGUCGGCAGGAGUCGUCACGCCAGCAGAACGCUCAUCCAGCGCGACAGAGGACAAGAUGAUGCGCAAGUGCGAGCUCGGGGCGGAAUCGGGAUGGAUGCGGUGGAUGAAGGCCAGCCGACGCAGGCACAUUCGUCGUCGACUGACUUGCGGCCUCAUGGCGUGGUAGUGGGAGAGAGUGUGGGCGUGGUUGGGAAUGAGGAUGGCGCUCACGCAGCUCCGCCUGCGCCCCCAUCUCCGCCACCACCUCCGCGGAAAUCAUCGCAUCCUCGGCCGCCAACCCAGCUUCAGCCCCAGCUUCAGCCUCAGGCGUCAAUCCCUCCUUCAUCCUCACGACACAUUGACAGCCCUCGACACAGCCAACCUCGUCCACGCACUCGCAUCACACUCGCUGCAUGGCUUUUGCUCGCCACCAUUUUCUUCCCCAUCGCCUACCUGAUCUCUCCUUUCGCCUUGGCCGCCACUGCCGACAUCGUAGAAUGGCGCCAGCAGAGCCGCGCACCUCGAUUUCCCCCUUCCAGCCAUAGCGACAUCGUCUCAUCCAGCCUGAACCACCUCCGCAGCAAGACCCGCUCCUCCCGAACCUACUACAACAAUCUCCAUUUCUCCAAACGCAUCCUCUGCAAUACCGACUACCUCAAUUGUGCCAUCCAGCCGAAUCCUCGCGAACAACCCUUCUUCGCCGACGUCGAGCGUCGGCGUACCGACACCACUUCUGGCGCUGCAUGUCCCAUCCUGCUUUGCAAAGGAGAAACCAUCCUGCCAUGUCACGCCGCCAUCUCAGACUACCUCCACCGCACCACACACGUCACCGAGCCCAUCGCCGUUCUCUGGGCCCAAUACAAUGCCAAUCUCACCCGCUACAUUAGCACCACCGAGCGCACCAUGAUGGAAUUGCGUCACGUCGUUGCGGCCCAGCCAUGGUGGCCCAUCGGCCGCGCUCAACAACUAUACGAGUCUAUAGCCGUCUCAAUGCACGACUUGGCGCGCCACCCUGAUCACGAUCAUCAUGACCAGAAAGAUGAAAUCAUACCCCUCACACUCCUCCGCUCCACAUCACCCGCCUGGUCCAUCUUCCGCCAUUUCCGCCGCACCCUCGCCAGUCUGGAACUCUACAACGAUCUCCAAAUCAACCUCUGGCAGGACCUCAUCAAACGACUCCAUCGCGACAUCGGAUCCACGAAAUGGGCCCGAGAAAUCAGGCGUCAGCUCACAAGCAGUGCGGCGCCAUGUAUGGCCGUUGUGGAGGACGUGCCCGUGUGUGGCCGGUCAGAUUUUCCUCGGGAAUGGUUCGAUCGGUGGGUUGCGAAAAAUGUAGCCCAGGCGUGCAAGUCUGUGAGUGACGAUACUAUCAGCGGCGAGGUGGUGGGAAUGGUGGAGUGUGCUUUGGCGAGAUUGAUGAGGGGUGUUGGUUUGGGAAAGCAGGAGGGCGAGAGAUGGGAUUAUGAUGACGAGGAUUAUGAUGACGAAGAAGAUAUGGAGUGGUGGAAGACCAUGCUUUCUUGCUCUUCGAUGAUGAUGAUGAUGAAGAUGCGGAAUGGCGGAAAACCAUGCAUUCUUGGUCCUCGACUUUCAUCAUGGCUGCCGCAAGCAGUCUCACAUAGCAUGAGCACCACGAUACUCAAAGCAUCCAUGGUUCCUAUAACCACGAUUCUCAUGACCACGAUUCUCAUGACCACGAUUCUCAUGACCACGAUUCUCAUCACUACGAUUCUCAUCACCACGAUUCUCAUCACUACGAUUCUCAUCACCACGAUUCUCCUAAUCACGAUCCUCAUCACCACUACUCUCAUCGUCCCGUCUUCCGCCAUCUCUACGAAAUUCCACUUCGAGCGCUCGGUAGUCUUGCUAGACUCAUAUUGCCGAACGUGGACAAGAUCCAAAAAAAAACUCCUUGCCCGCUUGACUUGCGACUCAGCCAGGCCCACUGAAGAUGGGUGUGAUCAAGAGGAGGACAUGCGAUAUGUACACUAUUUUCCUUCAUCGCCGGUUGUUUCGACUUACAUACCCAACCAGCGAGCUCUUCUAGGGCUUUCCAUAGAGAAAUGGCACGAAUGGUCUUUGUAA